AAGAGGUUGGCAAGUUACAAGUAUGACUCCGAAUCCAAAUAAAAGUUCUUUGGAGGAAUUUCACCUACAAGUGAAGAGAUCUGUAGUGAGUGAAAAACCUGAAAAAAUUGAAAUUGUAUAUGUGAAUGUUUUUAUAUACGCUGCUUACCACCUUUUUGCUAUAUAUGGAUUGUAUCUAUCCUUUACAUCUGUUAAAUGGCCUACUAUUUUAUUAGGUGUUAUACUCUGGACUCUCUCAAUCCUCGGCACAACAAUGGGUUCGCACAGACUAUGGAGUCACAGAGCUUACAAGGCUAAAUUACCUCUACAAAUAUUGUUAAUGAUCUGUACAUCUAUAGCUUGCCAGUUAACUAGUUACAAUUGGGUUAGAGAUCACAGAAUGCAUCACAAAUAUUCUGAUACGAACGCCGACCCUCAUAAUGCUAAACGAGGGUUCUUCUUCUCUCAUAUGGGAUGGCUGUUUAUUAAAAAACAUUCCGAAAUGAAACGAUUAGGGAAUACAAUUUAUAUGGACGAUGUUCACAGUAAUCCUGUACUAAUGUUCCAAAAGAAAUAUGCAAUACCAUUCAUGGGAUCACUGUGCUUCAUAAUUCCAGUGUUAAUUCCUAUGUACUUCUGGAAUGAAACCUUCGCUAACGCCUUUAAUUUCAACAUAUUAAGAUUUAUUCUUGGCGUUCAUUCCAUUUGCUCCAUAAACAGUUUUGCACAUUUAUGGGGAAGUAGACCUUAUGAUGAGAAUAUAAUGCCGGUGGAAAACAUGGGAGUAUCUCUAGUUACAUUAGGAGAGGGCUUCCAUAAUUACCAUCAUUCAUUCCCAUGGGAUUACAAAGCAGGAGAACUUGGUAAUAACUGGUUGAACUUAAGUACAUCGACUAUCGACUUCUUCGCUAAGUUAGGAUGGGCUUACGAUCUUAAGACUGCGUCAGGUGAGGUAGUGGACGCUAGGAUUAAAAGAACUGGUGAUGGAACCUAUAAAAGAGAAAGCUUUAAAGAAAACGACAGAAGAAAGAAAGAAAAGAACAUAGGACAUUGAAGAAUAAAUUUUAAUAUCGUGAUAUCGACUGUGGGUUUUGAUUAUUGUUGUAAAAGAACUAUUUGUUAUCUAAAAAUAAAAAUAAAAAACCCGACUGACUUUACCCUAGAACACUCAGGGGAAGAAAAAUAAUCAAAUAAGACCUCUUUCGUCAAAAUCAGUUCAGUCGUUUACGCUACAGGAUGUUACAAUGAUAUUGAAAAACGAGCACAUGAAAGUAUACGAGAAAACAUCCUGUGUCAGUCGUUUAAUACCUGUGGUUAUAUUUGAUAGAAUUUCCCCUGACUUUUGAUGUUUUAAUACUUAGCUGUACAAAAGCUAAUCAUAAAAUUGUGUAUUUAACUAAAUAUAA
Papilio machaon (common yellow swallowtail) is the source of this 1385-nucleotide messenger RNA. RefSeq names its product acyl-CoA Delta(11) desaturase. Gene Ontology annotation, biological process: unsaturated fatty acid biosynthetic process. The record is from RefSeq and is a predicted model, not a curated record. NCBI's taxonomy places the organism in Eukaryota, Metazoa, Arthropoda, Insecta, Lepidoptera, Papilionidae. Bases 23 to 1033 code for a protein of 336 amino acids. Gene Ontology annotation, molecular function: stearoyl-CoA 9-desaturase activity; iron ion binding. Gene Ontology annotation, cellular component: endoplasmic reticulum membrane. The transcript is spliced from 4 exons.